UUAUAAUUAAUAAAACCAUUUGACAAAUAUAAGCUGACUUACUCUAAAUAAGAUAUUAUUAAAUGGAUCGUAAAGAUUUUAAAGCAAAAUGUUUCUAGUCACAAUAAAGCAAUAGAUGAUCAGCCUAUUCAAAUCGGAAAUAAAUUGCUUAAUAAUUGCACGUGUUUCUGACUGCAAAACAAUUCAUCCGACUAAAUAAUAGUUUCAUCAUCAUUUCGCCAUGAAGUUCGUGGCGGUCAGAGUUCUGGCCUUAGUUUUUGUUACUCUGGAGUGUAGUGGAGAUAUUAAAACCCGACACACGAACAUAAAGUGCGAGACUUUAGACAAAUCUGUCUUGGAGUUUCCUGUGUGUCGGCUUAAAGUCCUAGGACGUGGCAUCAUCGGAGCAAGUGCGCACUUGAAGUUUCGGAAACUGCCAUUAAGAAGUAUUUUGAUUAACUUGAGCAGCUGGAAAAGAGUGUCGGGAUACCAACCGUUCCUCUUUAAUGUCACCGUGGACUUUUGUCGCUACAUAAAGCAUCCGAACCCUCUGAAUUUUUUCCACUAUUUUUAUUUAGGCAUUAGGACCUUUAUCAAUUUAAAUCACACCUGCCCUUAUAACCACGACAUUAUCCUGAAGGACUUUGUUCUAAACGAUAAAAUGUUUGCCAAAGUUCCAUUUCCCAAGGAUAGUUACAUGUUCAGCAUUAAAUUCGCAACCAAUGGGGUAUGGACAGGCAUUAUUAAUUCAUAUUUGGACAUUAAUGUGGACGGUAACCCAAAUAUAUAUUUUUAA
This is a messenger RNA of Drosophila kikkawai, 775 nucleotides long. RefSeq lists its product as uncharacterized. The record is from RefSeq and is a predicted model, not a curated record. NCBI's taxonomy places the organism in Eukaryota, Metazoa, Arthropoda, Insecta, Diptera, Drosophilidae.